GUUGAGCCUUUAUUUUGGAGGAAUGGGUCACUUGCGGCCUCCUCCGCGGCACCGCCUACUUAUUCCGCGCAGCCGCAGUCAGUCGGCCUCGUGAAGCUUCCCUUGCCAAGCCAACAGUGUUACGUCGCCGACAACUUCGCUCAGACAGUCAUUUGGCACCACUACCACCAUCAUGUCUUGUGGAAAUGCUAACAUUGGCAAGCCGGCCCCAGCUUUUAAAGCUACAGCUGUAGUGGAUGGACAAUUCAAGGACAUCCAGCUAUCUGACUACAAAGGAAGGUAUGUGGUGUUCUUCUUCUACCCUCUGGACUUCACGUUUGUCUGCCCUACUGAGAUCGUGGCGUUCAGCGACCGAGCGGAAGAGUUCCGCAAAAUUGGCUGCGAGGUGCUCGGCUGCUCUGUGGACUCUCACUUCAGUCACUUGGCCUGGAUCAACACACCUAGGAAGCAGGGAGGUCUGGGUAACAUGAAAAUUCCCCUGUUAGCAGACCUGACAAAGAGCAUUUCCAGAGACUAUGGUGUGCUGAAAGAGGAUGAUGGCAUUUCAUACAGGGGUCUGUUUGUGAUUGACGACAAAGGCAUUUUGCGGCAGAUCACCAUCAACGACUUGCCAGUGGGUCGCUCUGUAGACGAAACCCUGCGCCUGGUCCAGGCCUUCCAGCACACUGACAAAUAUGGUGAAGUGUGCCCUGCCGGCUGGAAACCAGGCAGCGACACAAUCAUUCCCGAUGUUGAGAAGAGUAAAGAGUUCUUCUUCAAGCAGUAAAUGUGAAGGUCCCCUUACCGCUACCUUAAUAGUAGCACUUUUCCUCAGAUGAUAUGCGCUUCUGUGGAGCAGUCCUAAGUGACUUCCUGCUUGUCAAAAGCCCAACCUAUUCUGUUAGAUGUCUUAUCUUUGUACAUCCAGUACACAACUGGUGGGACAACCUCCAAGUCUCAAGCACUGAAAAGUUAAUUUCCUUUUUUUUUUUUUUUUCUCAGAAAAAUACUAAGAAUUUUCCUGACUGUUCUGCCUCCAUUGAUUAAAGCAGUGGGAAUGUGAA
Phyllopteryx taeniolatus (common seadragon) is the source of this 1043-nucleotide messenger RNA. It is a transcript of the gene prdx2, whose product is annotated as peroxiredoxin 2. The transcript has 6 exons. Lineage: Eukaryota; Metazoa; Chordata; Actinopteri; Syngnathiformes; Syngnathidae. The coding region runs from base 173 to 766 and encodes 197 amino acids. Gene Ontology annotation, molecular function: thioredoxin peroxidase activity. Gene Ontology annotation, biological process: response to oxidative stress; hydrogen peroxide catabolic process; removal of superoxide radicals. Gene Ontology annotation, cellular component: cytosol. The record is from RefSeq and is a predicted model, not a curated record.